This is a messenger RNA of Gilbertella persicaria, 289 nucleotides long. RefSeq lists its product as uncharacterized. The annotation marks the transcript as partial. The record is from RefSeq and is a predicted model, not a curated record. The transcript has a single exon. Lineage: Eukaryota; Fungi; Mucoromycota; Mucoromycetes; Mucorales; Choanephoraceae.
UAUGAGUUGCGAUUACUUUGAAACUACCAACUGUGAGGAUUGGACUCUUGAUGCUGCUUUCAGAUCUUACAUGACAGUGUUCCAAUCAAGUCGUAUCUGUCUAAAUAAAAUGUCUGAAAAGUUGAGAUCUUUUGCUAAAUCACCAAACUGCAGCACAAAGGCCAGGAAGAAGGCAAAGGCACUCGAGAGAAAUUUCAAUGUAAGUUUAUAGAUAUGGCCUCUGCUUCUGCAUUACGGUUUACUUGUAUUAAAAGUGUGAUCAAUAGACGUUCAAGAAAUCAAUCUUUGA